Molecule: messenger RNA, 15780 nt
Organism: Biomphalaria glabrata
Lineage: Eukaryota; Metazoa; Mollusca; Gastropoda; Planorbidae
Product: cell adhesion molecule DSCAM-like
Exons: 43
Coding region: 632-7315 (2227 amino acids)
Biological process (GO): axon guidance; cell-cell adhesion
Cellular component (GO): plasma membrane; axon
Molecular function (GO): protein binding
Source: RefSeq, a predicted model, not a curated record
AUAAGAGUCCAACUUUUUGAAAAACCUGGCCAUGAAUAGGAAGUGAAAAGUAAGGAAUGGACGUCGUUUUGAAAUGAUCAUCUGGCAAAUUCUUGAAGUGCUGAAAACGUCCAUCAUGACCUAAAUCAGUAUUGUUUGUGGUUGUGUUUAUAUUGUUAUUUUUUCCACCAUGUAUUGUGGAUGGAUAUUCGUGCAUUGGAUACACCAUAAAAUGGCGAGCGUUGCUUGCGUAGAGAACGGCUGACGCAGCAUUAUGAGAUUUACCUGGCCGAAGAUUCGUAGCUAUUUCAUCAUGGACACGCUUGUUUGAUUAGAGGAGGGAAACAGCGCAGCAACCGGAGCCAGUCCUCCCGGUGCUGGCUUCAAUUUUGUUGUUGUUUGCACAUUGAAGAGUGCUUUGUGAGUUUGUUCUGUUCUCCUGCCAUUUCUACAACUUCUUGUAUGCAUGGAAAGGCGUGAACCUUGGCACCGUCCAUUAGCCGGUUAGCGAAACCAUUUUUUUGUUCUUCUUUAUUGAAUGCUCAUAUCGAAAGUCCAUGCUCAGACACACCCUGGCCAACUCCAUAAGUGUUAUAGAAAUCCAUGCCUGAUUGGAUAGCAGCAUCACGUGACUACCGCACGACUUCCGGUGAUGUCACUAUCGAGAGAAUCGGCGUCACUUCAGUCAUUUCCUCGGCAGGCUGGACUUCUUCCGCGCAUGACGUCAUGGAUACUUGUGCUCUUCGUUUACCCGUCGCUGAUGACGUAUGACCCAGUUUUCGGUCUGACAGAUACCAGCUACCCAAGACCAGUAGGCCCCACGUGGCUGUCCCGCCCCCCGGGCAAUGUGGUGUUCGCGAACACGAAAGGCAUCGCCAUCUCUUGCACGGCCAGCGGCACACCUGCCCCGGAACUGGACUGGGUUAAGGAUGAUGGCGAAGCUGUGGUCAGCGUCGCAGGUCUGGUCUCUGUCUUGGCCAACAACACCCUCUACUUCCACGCCUUCCAUAGCACUUUGUUCGACGCCAAGGUCCACAAGAGCAUCUACAAAUGUCUGGCCACCAACGCAGGGGGCACCAUCGUCAGCAGUAACGUCUCCGUGAAAGCAGUUCUGGUUGAGCAGUACACAAACUAUGAUGUGUCCUUGAAUGACAUGUGGGUCAUGCGAGGUAGCACGGCCGUCCUCAGGUGUGUCAUCAACCCUCCUUACGUGACUGAGUACGUGAAGGUGAUUGGAUGGACCCGGGGUGAUAUGGAGCUGCGAUCAGAUGGUCGUGUCAGUAUUUUGCAAGACGGAGUGCUACACAUACGAAAUGUGCAAGACGAAGACACGGGAAUGUUAUCACUCUACACCUGCGUCACGCGAAAUAUUCUCACUGGCGAAAACAGAACCAGCAAGAGCGCAACCAUUCGAAUUCACGAGCCACCUGCUGGCGGGGAACGUCCCAUUAUUCAUGACAGUUUACCCUCAGUUACCAUCAGUCAAGGAGAAAGUAUCGAGCUUCCAUGUGUGGCUAGUCAGGCCUACCCAUCACCUAGAUUUACUUGGAAAAAGGACACUAUUACCCUUGCCAUUGAUGGUUGGCGACUGGCAGCCAGGGGAGGAAACCUUUUGAUAAGGAAUGCCACAGUUUAUGACAGCGGAGAAUACAUUUGCAUCAGUACUAAUAAUCAUGCUCACGACUCGUCCAUUACACAUUUAACUGUUACUUCUCCUUUGUCAGUUCUGAUAGAGCCAUCAGAUCAAAUAGUGGAUGCUGGCCACUCCGCUAGGUUUAAUUGUACUACUUAUGGGCAUCCUAUCAACACAAUCAACUGGUUCAUAAAUGGUCAUCCAAUAAAGACUAGCAGUAGGAUUUACUUUGAAAACAAUGUCACCCUGGUGGUCAAAGAAGUGACCAGGUCUGACCAAGGCAUGUAUCAGUGCUUCAUUGGAAAUGACAGAGACUCUGCACAGGGUGCUGGACAGUUGUCAUUGGGAGCUGCUCAGCCUGCAUGGCUGGAUGGAUUUCAAGAACAAUUUGUUCAGACUGGACAAAAGGUUACUCUGCACUGCAGAUUCUCUGGCAAUCCUAUUCCACAGGUAACCUGGUCUUUGGAUGGAGCUGACCUUCCUCUUGACCAUGCCAUUGCCUGGAACAGCUUUGUGACCACAGAAGGGGACAUCAUGAGCUUUGUGAACAUCUCUAGUGUGGUGGUGGCGCUAGGUGGGGAAUACACAUGCUAUGGUGUCAGCAAAGUGGGCCUGGCCAAGCACACUAAUAGGCUCAAUGUCUACGGAAGUCCUUUCAUAAAACCAAUGCCCAAUGUGACUGCAACAGCCAGUAAAGAUCUGUCACUUCGUUGUUAUGUGUCGGGAUAUCCGUUAGACUCUAUUCAGUGGUACAAAGGUGCAGCACAGUUACCAAUCAACCACAGGCAGAGUGUUCUUGAGAAUGGAACUUUGGUUAUUCGCCAUGUCCAGCGAGAAGACUCUGGCCAGUACACAUGUGUGGCCCUCAACAGAGAAAAACAAAGAAUGGAGAGGAGUAUGCACAUAGCAGUCGUGGAGCCACCUGUGAUUGAUCCCUUCCACUUCCGGCAGAGGAAGCAAGGGGAUAGAAUCCUAGUCACUUGUGCAAUAAUCAGUGGAGAUCUGCCCAUCACCAUCCAGUGGGAAAAAGAUGGUCGUGCUAUUCCACAGGAUCUUGGCAUUCGAAUACAGCAACUGGGGGAUUACUCCAUCUUGUCAAUCAAUGGGGCUACACCUAGGCAUGAUGGAAAUUACACUUGCUAUGUAAGCAAUGCUGCGGCUUCUGUCAACUACACUGCCACCUUACAUAUUGAUGUGCCCCCACGAUGGGUCAUGGAGCCUGAAGAUUCUUUUGUUGUCCUUCAUGAGUCUGUGCAGCUGGACUGCCAGGCAGAUGGAACUCCUGACCCCCGGGUUGUCUGGAAGAAGGCUGAAGGUCUGAUCCCUCGUAACUAUCAGCAGUUGACAUUUGACACUAACCAGGACCAUCGCCAGCUGUACCACAAUGGAACACUGGUCAUCAAUAAUGCCAGGGAGGAAGACCACGGCUACUAUCUAUGCCAGGCCAGCAAUGGAGUGGGCUUUGACAUUAGUAAAGUCAUACAUCUGAAUGUUCACAUCCCUGCUCGCUUCAAUGAACCUCGUCAUAAUUAUACCGUCAUGAAAGGUCAGAGUGUUACCUUAGAGUGUCAGGCUGUGGGUGACAAGCCGCUGUCAAUUUCUUGGAGUUUUCAAGGCUCUCCUAUUAGUACCUCACCUACAAAUGAAAGAGCCAAGAUUGUGUCACAGUCCACCCCACGGGGUAAAUUGUCUCAGCUCACCUUGACCCCAACAACCAGGGCUGACUCUGGCUUCUACACAUGUAAUGCCAAAAAUAACUUUGGAAAUGGAGUAUUAGUUAACUAUUUGGUUGUUCAUGAGCCUCCAGAACCACCUGGUAAAGUGACCGUAAUGAAUAUCACAAGUCGCAGUGCUGUGGUCACAUGGGAGGCCCCAUUUGAUGGCAACAGUCCAAUUAUCGGCUAUACUGUCCAGUACAAAAACAGCACAGGUACUGUGCCCAAAAAAGAUGUAUGGCAAGGUGUGCUUCCCAAUAUAACAGUUGCACUGUCCAAACAGCAGGCCAUCUUGGAAAAUCUGCUUCCAUCAUUUACAUAUCACAUCAGAGUGCUGGCCAACAAUACUGUUGGCUACAGUGAACCCAGUGAGAUCGUGGAGGCUACCUUACAAGAAGAAGCCCCCACUGGACCUCCAGAUAAAGUCACUGUACAGGCUGUUGGAUCACAAGCUCUUAAGGUCUUGUGGGAGCCACCAGUGAUGGGCUAUCAGAAUGGCAAAAUUUUAGGUUACUACAUUGGUUACAAGGAAACACAGAGUCCAGCUCAGUUCAUCUACCAGACUCAUGAAGUACCUGAGGGCACUGACCCCAGCAAGUCCCCCACUGAACACACCAUCGGCAAGCUAAAGAAGUUCACCCAGUACACUGUCCAUGUCAAGGCAUACAACAUUAAAGGCAUCAGUCCUGCAUCUACAAACCUGAAUGUUUUUACACUAGAAGAUGUUCCUAGUCAGCCUCCAGAGGGAGUGCAGGCCACUCCACUGAGUUCUGAGAGUAUCAAAGUUGCCUGGUCACCUCCUCCACUGUUUACUUUGCACGGCAUUCUUCAAGGAUAUAAAAUCUUGUAUAAACCAGUCAGACUUGAUGAAGAUGAGAGUGAUGCCAACUUCCAGACGUCCAGCCAGCUAGAGAUUGUACUUUUUUCAUUAGAAAAGUUCACCAACUACAGCAUCCAGGUCUUAGCUUAUACAAGGAAAGGAGAGGGCGUGAGAAGUCCUCCAGUCUAUGUCAGAACAAGAGAAGAUGUUCCUGAUGCCCCAGCCAAUAUUAAAGCCCUUGCCACAAAUGACACUGCUAUAAUGAUUUCUUGGACACCACCAGCUAGACCAAAUGGUAUCAUCACCAAGUAUACGUUGUACUUCAAUAAUCAAAGCUCUCCAGAGGUUGAAGAUGUAGUCUAUGAAUUGGCCCCCAAUGUCACCAACUACAUGAUGGCUGGUCUCCUGCGUGGACUGGACUAUGCCUUCAGGGCUUCAGCAUCCACUGCCAUGGGAGAAGGCAGAACAACAAAGUAUAUUGGUGCAAGUACUCUUAUUGUUGCUCCUGCCAGGAUUGCUAGUUUCUCAGACAUUUUGACAGUGUCAUGGCAUGAAGAUGUAACACUUCCUUGUAUAACAGUUGGCAAGCCCAAACCUAAUGUUCAGUGGAGGCUUAGAAAUCAGGCCAUUACCAACUCUGAGAGAAUCUACAUGACAGAAGAUGGUUCUCUUCACAUCACUUCAGUAACUGGCACUGAUGCAGCCAACUACACCUGUUUUGCCGAAAACCCCCAUGGUAGCAGCCAGAUAGCAUACACUCUAAGAGUUCAAGUUGGAGAUCAUAAAGGAACACCCCCACAUCCUCCUCACCUGUAUUUAGUAUUGACAACAACAACCACCAUACAGGUGAAUUGGUUGUCUGGCAGCAAUGGUGGCAGUCCCAUACAAGGGUUUGUGCUCAAUUACAAGAAAGAACACAAUGGCUGGAAGGCGCUGUCAUUUGGUCCUCAAAACAGAACAUUCAUUGCAAACAAUUUGAUGUGUGGGACACAGUACAAGUUUAUGAUCCAUGCCUUCAACAAGCUAGGAGACAGUCUGGACUCUGAAACCGUCACAGCUAGGACAAAUGGCUCUGCACCCAUCAUUUCACCACAAAGUUUGCUGUUGGCCUCAGUGAAUGCCACCUCUGUGACCCUUGACCUCAGCUCCUGGCAGACAUCUGGCUGCCCAAUUCGAUUCUUUUCUGUCAAGUACCAUGUAUGGGGAGAUGAAACCUGGCAGUUGGUCAACAACAACAUACAACCCAACACUACUUUGUUUGUGGUUCAAGACCUGUUCCCUGCCACAUGGUACAUCAUGGAUGUCAGUGCCCAUAGUGAUGCAGGCUCCACUACAAGUCAGCUCAAGUUUGCCACGCUGACAUUUGCUGGAAGUACCAUCAAGCCCCUAAAAGUGCUUCACAAGCAGGAGGCAGAGUUCUAUGAGAAAGUGUAUCUCAUGGUUCCAAUAUGUGCAGCAGCAGUCUUUCUGUUUUCUGUGGUGGUGGCCAUGUUUUUGUUCUGUCGUCGUCGCAAGGACAGGCUGCGAUACAAAGAACAUGCUGCCAACUUACGCCGUGACAUUACUGCAGAGACAUCUCUGAUGAAUGACCUUGACAAGCGGCUCAACACAGAGUUGGACAGCAGCAGCAGCAGCACUCUUCCAGAACACAUCAGUAAGCAACGGAAUGCCAACUUGCUGAUAUCUCUGCAAAGUGAUGACAACCUCCCUGGCAACAGCAGCGCCUGGCUGAUCGAUGGAAGCAAUAAAACCACAAGUGAUAAUGGGAGCUUUGGACGUUCAGAAGAUGAAGGCAACAUUAACCCAUAUGCCACAUACAACGAGAUCAAACAAACCAUUAACCCUGAGAUUCGAACCACCAUCCCAUUGAAAGGUGCAUCAGUUCCUAAAUCUUCAUCAGAGGAAGAUGACAUAGCCAUGCAGAAAGCAGCUGCCAGAAGAGAGAUGGAAGAUUACCAGUCCAAGCAGUCUACUCAGUCUACUGGUUCAACCCCAUCAGAGCCUUAUGUACCAUUUUUCCACUCUAAGAGAGAAAAGCAGGCCAAAUAUACCAAGAAGCAGCCUCCACCUCCCCUGCCGGCACCUAGGAGAGCCCAGGGAUGCACCAAGGAUGCAGUCAUCAUCAAAGAAGGUUAUGACAAUCAUGGAGUCAUUCUCAGCCCACGACGCUAUGCCAGUGCAGAUCAAAUUCAUGCUCUAUUCUCUCAGCCAUCUCGUCCACAUAGCAGUAUGAAGUCUGGAUCAGAGUCUACUGAUAAAGGUUCCCAGCGACACAGUCUCAUCUCUAGUGUCACAACAGUAUCUUCCAGCAGAGACGAACUGUUGGAGGCCUUAGAAAAUGCAAAACGGAACCCACCCCCUCCUGUCCUUUACGAGAGUGAGAAUGAUCCACAUCCAGAUGGAGGCACUGAGGGAGACAUAGAUCCAGACUCCAGCUCCCAGCCCACAGAUAGCUCAGUUACUACAGAGCCAGGAAUUCGAAUGUUCACUCAGUCACCACCUAAGCCAAAUGAGCAGAGACAGGCUUCAUGUGAGGUGCCCCCCUAUGAACAGCCAUCACAACAUAAACGAAGGCGCCCACAGAGAAUGGAAGUAGAGAGUGAUACUAAUGAGGCUCCUGCAACUGCCCUGAGGCGACCACUUCCGCCCAGAAAAGUUCGACCCCGCCAUAGGGGCAAACAGAGAGGUCAAGUCACUGGCAAAAGAGCACUUGGAACCUUUAUGCCCAGAACUCAGAGUGGUACCAGUACCACCAGCACCAACAGUGAGGAAGUCACCUACACCUUCGGAGAACGUGCACAGACCCCCAGGUCAAACAGCCCUGAGAGCUAUCCUCCUUAUACACCAGCAGUGGUCACCACUGUCCAGGAGGGCUUUAUAGAGUAUCGCUCUGAAACUAACAGAGCUAAGAGAGGAGGGCGUCGAACUCCUCAUGCCAGAGUACGAUAUGAUACUAACAUUCAGACACCUGGCACUGAUGACCACCGUCCAUUAGUUACAUCCUUAGCCCAUCCAGCACUGGCCACAUCACCUGAAGAGGAAGAAUCUGUCAGCUUGCUGGACAGACAUUAUCGGCCAGUUCCAGAGGAAGAAACAGAGAUGGAAACUAGAACUGGCAAAGAAGGGAAGACAGACAAAGGUUACACAGAGGACUAUACUGUUGUUUAAAGAAGAACAACUCAGUCCUUCUUUUGCCAUAUAAAAGAAACAGUUUUACAAAGUUCUUUAAAAAAUAUGUGCUUUUCGUUAUGGAUAUUGGACCUGAAUUCUAUCAUUAAUAUCAUUUCAUAUCACUGGAGACUACCCAUUUUAUCAUUGGAUAUUCAUCUACCGGAUUUCAUCAUUAUAUUUCAAUUUCUAUACUAUGUGUUGACUUGAUGCUGAAGGAAUUGGUGCUUUUGAACAUACAGAUGUGUGUUUUCAUUUCAUUUAUGGAGAAUCUACACAAUUUUAUGUUUGUGCUAUGUUCUAAUCAAUUGUAUUCAAAGAAACAGACUUUUUUUUUGGAUUACUGAAUUUUUAAUUGAUCAACAAAGGCUCGUGUAUUGCUGCAGAUGGAUUAAAACAAAAGAAUAUUUGGAUGCUGCAUGUGAUCACUUAGUCUCAUAUUUCAAUUAUUUAUUGCUUUUGUUUUCAAUGUUUUAGAGCGGAAAUAAACUUACUUCUGAAUGCUAUUCCUAGUAGGAACAUUUAAAGUGGGUGCUGGAACUGAUGGCUUCUGCUUUUAUGAUUACGAGGAAACUGUAACAUCUUGGCCAUCGUUAAAGUACUCCAUCUUCAACCAAGAACGCUCUGCAUCAUUACUAGCUUUACUUCAUUAAUUUGAUAUAUAAAUAUAUUUUAUAUAUAAAAUAUAUUAUAUAUAUUUAUCAUUUUUUUUAUCUUUAGUGUUCUUGUCCAUGCAAAGUAUAUGAAUUUUGAUUUGCAGGCUAGCUGGAUAUUAAGGACUGACUCCCUGUUUCAUCAGGUUGGACACGUAGACCUGCUGGAGAAUUCUAAAGUCUUACGUUGUAUCUCUUUAGCUUCAUCAUACAAUGUUUGUUGAGGGGAUCCGAUUGGAGUAAAGAACAACUUAAUAGACAGUGUUCAAGUAGUUUCAAAAAUAUUUGGCAGGUACUUUAUCUUUGAAUGAAAGGUGAAUUCUUCGUUCGGUAUUUAUAAAAAAAGAAGGAGCUUCAGUGAAGAUAAUGUGCACAUUUGUCAUUCUUAAACAUUAACCAUGGCCUUCAUGACCUAGAGCAGCUCUAUUUAUUGUUCUUGCAGUCAACCCCCACUGUCGUAAUCCUUUAUUGUCGCAUAAAUCAUAUAUACGUUUUGAGGAAGAAGAAACAAUGUCUGAACACUGUUGACGCCAAUAAAUGGAACUGUUUGUGAUACAUUUGUUUAUCACUACAUGUCCUCAUCUCACCAUGUCAUUUAUGUGAUAGAGGCUUAAACUCAUGACCACGUUCCAAUCCCCUUGCUUCAAUGACUCAUCUGUUAUACAUACUCAUUCAAUGCGACCAUGACAUUCCAUAAAGACAUACAAAUUUGCAAGUCAUUAUUAGUUUUAUUUUGUUUUAAUUUUACACUUUUUUGUAAACAUAUUGAAUGAUAGGUGUUUUAUCUCAGUUCUCAAUCAAAUUUAGCCAUUUUUUUUUUAUAAUUGUUUGCCAGUUAUAAUAUUAUUAAUAUUUUAUAAAUGAUUUUUUUUAAAUUUUUUUUUAGCAUAUACACUUGAUCUGUCCAACCACAACCAGAUAAAUGACACUGAAUUUCAAAUGACAUUUCUUUCAUGUCCGUUUGGGGCUUAGGCCGCAGUUUUGUUGGUGUCAUGCAAUAUUCAUGUAUUUUAUUUAACUGUAUCCAGUAGUAUCCUUUGACUUCAGUGACAUGACAUUUUGACAUCCAGCUAGCCUAGAUGCCAUGUAAAAAAAAAUGAAAAUGUCUCAGCUUUUUUUUUUUUUUGUUGUUGUUGUUAAGUCACCAGCCAUGUUAAUUAGAAAACUGUUGUUGUUUUUUUCUUUUUGGCGUUAUUUUGACUAUUAUUUUUUUUUUUUAUUUAAGGACUAAAAGAUAUUCAUAUAUAUUUUUUUUUUGCAAAAGAAAACAUUUUCCUAAAUCUAUUUGAUGUGCAAUAUACAAUGUAGAUAAAUAAGUUCAAAUGUAAUAUAUCAACUAUUGAAAUAUAUUUAUAUAUCUUUCUUUAAAUUUAUAUAUAUAUAUAUACAUAUAUUCUUUUUUUUUUGUCAUCUAAACUGGCAUUAUGAGUUAACCGUACUUGUUACCAUGUCUCUGCUAACUGCUGCGUAUGGUAUUGCAUUCUGUAAUCUCCAUUGAACUCGUACUGUCAUAAGGGCCCUUGAUGAAGGCAUUUAAAAACUUUCCACGUUGUUAUCUCAGUAGGAUACAAGAAGUAAUCAGUCACAUAUUAGAUUUUAAAAUUUGGUAAAUAACUUGUUCUUAUAGAAUACUAGAAAGCCCUAGAGACUUAUGUAUUUAACAUUAAAAUCCCUGUGCAAUUUUUUGAUGGUAACUCUAAUGAACAUGCACAAACAAGUCCUUAAGAAUUCACUACAUUCACUUUGUAAAGUAUGAAAUUUCCAUUUGGUUCUUGUAGAAUAGUUUUAGUUGACUUUCAGUACACAAUCAUGUGGAUGUGCACAAAGAUUUUUAAAACUUAAUUUGAUUAAAUGAACAUGCUAUCAUUAAGGCUUAAAAACUACAUCUGAAGCUCAUUGUAAGACAAAUUUCCUUACGGAUAAUAAAGAUUAUUAUUAUUAUAUUAUUAGGCUAUCAUUUCCAUCCUCUUUCAUAUGCUUUUUUUUUUAUAGAUCUUAGACUUCAUUCUAAACACAUUAUCACUUGGAUCAAAGGUUAAUUUUCUGUAAAACUUAGACCUAUAUAAUAGUUAAUAGGCCAAAACUCACAAUGUUGCAUAUUCUAAGUUGCAAUGUGUAGAUACUAUUAAAUAGUCAAUUUAUUCUAUAGUCCUAACAAGGUCACCCUCCCCAAUGUAUCAUAAUAUCACUGUACAUAGCCUCUCAUUAUUUAUAACUCAUGUGUAUAGCAAUCUUCUAUGUCUGAGGAUUAGGUUUGGACCAGUAUUAUUUGAAUGCCCAUCACAGAAGAAGCUCUCAUUUCUGUUUUGCCACUUUUUUGGUUGUAGUUGUAGUAGUUGAAAGAUGGAUGGAUGGAUGAACUCAGUUGGUUUUUUUUUUCCUUCUCAUCCCUUUUUCAGUGCAUUUCUAGUAGAGUGUGCUUUUGGAUUCUUAUUGUUGGUCAUAUUGUACUGUUGUGCCAAUCCUUAUGCUUAGUGAAUCUUUUCAAUGUAUCUUGUAACAAGGAGGCAUUGUUGAACCUUUAACUUAAAUGUCAUAUAGAAGCUAUUGGUAACUGUGAAAAGUUGAAAUGUUAAUCUUAUACUUACAAUUCAUUCAUGGUAGAAACAUACUUUUGUGCACUAUUAGUCCUUAGAGAGAUGUCAAAGGAACUACACAGAUAUAUAUAUAUGUUGCUUGUGACUAUACUGUACUCAGCUGCAAACAUAUAUUGUUGAAUCAGCACUGGAUUAUAGUCAGCAGCUCAAUACAUCUAAAGAUUGUAAGAACACUCAAUGUGGCUGAACAAUUGGCUGAAGGAUUGACUUUGAAAUUAAGCAUUGUUCUUUACAAUAAGGCUUUGUCCCAGUUUAAAACUCAUGAUUUAGAUUAUUGUAAUUUUAUGGACUUUCAAUCUAACUACCAUACUGUUUUUUAGAAUCUAUACAAAAGCAACAUUUUUUUCUUGACAAAAACCCUAAAAUCUAACAGGCAUAUUGUUCCAUGUGAUGACAACCUUCCACAAUUAUAAUGGCAAACUCACUAAGGCCUUUAGACUGUCCAUUCAGCCAUUCUAAUUGUAUAUUAUAAUCAAAACCACAAAUAGUGUGCUGUGUAUGUACAAAACCAAACACUAUGAACAAUACACUGGAUACAUAAUCACCUUAACAGUAGAAGUCUAUUACUUAAAAAAAUAUUUUUGUAAAAAAAAAAUAAAUACACUUGUUUAGCUCAGAAUUUUUUUAAUUAAAAAAAAAUAAAUAUAGAAAUAAAGAAAACGAUUAAAAUUUUCACCUGUAAAGCCUUUAACUAAAAUCCAAGUGCCUGGAAUUUAAAUGAAGUUUUUUUUUUUUUUUUGUAAAAACUUUAUUUUUAAAAUUUGGAAACUUGAUGUUGUUCGUUUUAAUCCUCGUUUGAUUUUUUAAUUUUGAAAGACAUGGUGUUAAUAGUGAAUAGAGUUGCUGGCCUACUGUUUUGGUGGUUAGUAUACAUGUACACUGUCAUCAACCCAGUCACACUACAAGUCAUAUGUCAAUCUGUUCACAAAUCUCUGUCUCCAAAGUUAUUCCACCCCAAGACAUUUUGUGUGUAUGUAUUCUACAUUCCUUCUUUCUUUUCUCCCGAUCAUGUUAUAAACCAAAUAUCAGAGAAAUCGUCCACUAUUUUAUCUUUUUCUUUUCUUGUUUCAGCAAGUGGCACCAGGCCAUGGUUAACUAUGUAGAUUAUUCUUAUGUAGUCGAUAAACAUGUGAAUCACCAGUAAUAUCACAUUUCUUUUUUUAAAACUGUAUAUAUGUUAUUUUUGACCAUCCCAUGUUACAUCACUGACCCAUGUAAACAGUUUACAUGAGACCAUUUCACUUGGACAGCUAUUCAACUCCCCCUCCAUAACUUUUUGUUAUUGUUUAGUCACAUUUUUGUUUGUUGUUUCAUUUGAUGUGGAUUUUUUUUCUGACUCUUAUAGACUUUUGUGUGCAUCUCUGGAACAGAAGCUGGUUUACUUUGAAACAAAUAGACCUAUUUCUCUCUGUAUGUUAAGAAAGCUAAAGCUAACUGGUCCCCUCUUCUUUUUUUUUCCAGCAAGAUAGAUAUUAAAUAAAAAUAAAUCAUUUUCUCAAUUCACAUGUUGUCUUGAUGAAAAAAAAAAAAAGAAAAGUUAUAUAACUAGGCAACUUUCUAUUAAUAUGAAAUUUGUGAAAAAGAUUUUUUGAAACUAAAUUCCUUCACAGCAAGUAGAAAAUGCUCUGAACAUUUUAAUUUGUCCCUUUGAGUUUAAAACCUGACUACUUCGAGAGAUGCACACAAUGUACAUAUACACAUUGCUGACAAUGUCAAAUGAGAACACUUUUUUUUAAACACUAAAAAGAUGCACUCUAAAGGGCAGCGGAACAAUUUUAUUCUUUAUCUUCCCAUUUUAACAUACUAUUUAUUCCAUACAGUGAACAAAGCCAAUUUUUGUUUGUUUGUUUGUUCGUUUGUUUAUUAUUUUAACUUGAAACUUUUGUGAUUCUUCUAUACAGAAUCCAUGAAUGUGUAAAUAAUGUAAAUAUACAGUAUUGCUGACGACUGCAGCACAGUUUCAACUAUUGCCUAUGGAGCAAAGCUUUGCAAACUCUUCUUUCUUACCUGCUAAUGCAGAACUUAACUCUGAAACUAAAACUUUCGACUUCAACAUUUAAUUUCAAAAUGUGUUUUUAUCCUUUUUUAUUCUGUUUUUGAACACCAACACAAACAAAAUGAUCCUGAAAUUCUGAACAAAUAUUACAUUUUGUAAUAUAAGGAAAACAAAAAGUUGUAAACAUUUUUUUAUGUGAAUAUUUUCUUAAAUUUCUUCUACCUAAUUCUCAUGACCCCUCACAUGGCUAGUGGCUUAAACUGUAUUUCUAAUUGAUUUCAUGACUCGUUGUUUGCUGCCAAGAUGUGUCAGCUUUGUAAAGUUUUGCUCUGAGUCUUUGUAUGUUGUUUUUUUCUUUUCUUGAACUAUGUCUAGAAUGACCUACAUAUACACAGAGACGUAAGUGCUGUGAUGUUAUUUAAUGGAAUACAGUCAAAAGUCAAUGUCUUUGUCAAGUUUAAAUGAAACAAAACGAUGAAGAAAAAAAAAUAGCAAUAUGUCUUUGAGCACAAACAAGGGGGAGAAUCUGUUACUCAGACACAACUUGAGUGAUAUCUAUGUUACUGCAGAAUAACAGCAAGGGGAGAUUAUCUAUGAUAACAGAAGGGGAGAAAACCACAUGAUACUUGUUUUGACAUCCUUGGAAUAGAAAUUAUGCAGAAUGGGCAGUAGCCAUUUUGUUUUUCUAGCUGAACAUCUCCAUUCCCUUCUUUUAUUCAUGCUGAUGUUUUCAUCUGCCUUUAAUAUGCAAAACCAAUUCCUUUUGUAAAUGACUAAAAAUAAAAUCAUCCAAAUAAGUCCCUCAUUGUCUUUACAGUCUUAGCUCACUGUACCAAUUGAUGCCCGACAGCUCUGUUCUAUCCCAUUGUACAAAUUGAUGCCCAACAGCUUUGCAGUUUCAUCCAAAUCUUGCCCCACCCCCACCCCUCCCUUUUUUAUGACUUGAGUGGUAAUGUUGCUAUCUUACCAUCAGCAGUAUCCAACCAAUAGUACACUUGUUCAAAACUUAAGAAGUAAUGAGUUAAAUAUGGCUAUACAAAGUCCAUUCUUGUUUCCUUUUAGCAGCUGGUAUAGCAAGCACAUUGGGCCUGUUCUACAACAAGUCAUGUUGCUUCCAUUUGUCAAGGCAUUAGAGUAGGCUAUGCCCAUUCUGUAUACAUUUUGAUUCUGUGGUGGUAAGUAGAGCAGACACAAGACUACAUCUGUCAGCCUUAUAUUUAUAUCUCUAUUGUUACAGAGGGAGACAUACAACAUCCUUAAUGCUUCCAAUGGCUGAAGGUGUAGCUAUUUCAGUACUACAUUCAUAUCUUCAAAUGUUGACAGAACUUUCUGUAUCCACAUUCAUUCACUAUUUUAUUAUUUGUCUUUUCAAACAUUUCUUUCAAAAAAAUGUUUAACAUCAAAAAUCAAUUUUUCUCUUCAAACCUUGAUUUCCAAUGUCCAACUAUUGUAUGUCUGAUCAACUGAAUCAUGAACGUAUAUGAAAUGUUAUCUCUUUGUGUUGUCUCCAAUGUUUGAAUUCACUAAUACAAAGCUUUGAAAGAGUUUUUCCUCUAUGGUUUAUUACUUGUGCUUUCUUCAAGUCACUUUGUUGAAACUGGCAAUCAACAUGAUUGCUAGCUUAACAAAUUUGAUAUUUGCAUACUUCAUUGCCCUAGGCUUCAGAAACAAGUUGUCCAUUUCAAAAUGUUAUGACUUUGUUUUGUUCUUCUUUAGAACUGGUUAGUUUCCAAGCAUCCUAGUUCCACACAUUUUUCUUUCUGUGUUUUGCAGCUUUUUCUCAACCAUUGAGACUUGGGGGGUCACUUUUGUGAGCACGAGCAAACAGGUUCAAAUGCCUGCAUUGAAAGAAGUUGUUUUGUACUAUAUUCCUGUUCGUUAACGUCUGCGCUCAAACUGCUAUAUAUUUUUAAACUUAGAACUCAAGUUCGGUACACAGCUGGUACUUAGUGCUUAGAUUGAAACAAAGAGAAAUAAUGUUUGCUUUUUUUGUUUGAUCUUUUCAAUUCUACAAUUGAAGACCUUAGUGAUAGAGACAAUAGACCUAGUGUCUCAUAAGUUUUGGGGGCAAAAAUGAUGCUUUGUCUUGUGUCAAGCAGCUAGCAUGUAACAAUUCAACUGGCAAGUCACAUAUGUCUUAUCCUGAGAGAUUUGUGUAGGUGAAUACAUAAGCACUUUCGGAUUUUUCAUAUAUGUACUGGUUUCUAAAGUUCACACUGUGUGCUUUUUGUCCCUGAACCUGUUAGGAAUUACUUUGAAAUGCACCAUAGAGAGGAAAUAUCAAGAACCUAAUUAUGAAGUGAAAUCUCAUUUCUUGGUUUUCUUUCUUGGUUCUCUUAGAUUUGAUCUUUGGUCUUCAAUUGUCAAUAAACAAAUACUUUUUUUUUUACUUUAUUUAUAUGAUUGAAUCAAAAUAUCUCAUCAAUAUUAUAUAUUGUUAGUUUUACUUUUUUUUUUUUCUACAUUUACAUAUUUAAAAAAAUAAUUAAAUUUUUGUACAUAAUUUUGUAUUAUGUGACUUCAUUUCUUUUUAUUAACCAAACCAACUUUAACUUGAUUAAAUUUAUUGACAAGUCAAUUAUUUUACAAGUCAUUUUUUUUUUAUUAAACAUUUUAUAUAGAAAUAAACCAAAUCUAAUUCUGGUUUGGACAUAUCCUAAGCAUAAUUAGUAUUUCACUUCUAUUUGUGUGAGUUCUGUCCUAGAUAGUUAAUGUUUUCCAAACAUCAUUCCAUUUUGUUUGAUACUAACAUCUUCACCUGUUUCCUUGUAUAUUGACAUACAUUUUGUAAAGCAGUGAUGUCUCUUCCCUGUAUCUCUUCAUCAUUGACUUCAUCCCAGAACACUGGAGGAGAUGGUAUAACAUCUCAUCCACUUUAAUGGCUCAUAUUUUGCAUUGACAUUUUCAUGUUGUUUGAUUUGUGUGUUUGUCUAUUCCAAGUGACUUUGUUGAGAGGGGGGGAGGGCCAUGCUGAAUCACCAGCGUGGAAGCCCUUCUUUGCUAAUGAUGUUCAUGUUUGAUUAUGUAGGCCGUAGACUACAGCACUUUUUUUUUUUUUUGUAUCUUGCUUGAACAAAUGGCAGCGUAACCGACAUAUGAUGCAUUCCCACACAAGUGUUAAGUCAGCAGAAACAUUACACACUAUGUCUACUUAGUGCAAUAUUUAUUUCCAUGUCCAAAUUUUUGUGUUGGUCCAAAAAUAAACAUUUUAUAACAAAA